This is a messenger RNA of Syngnathus typhle (broad-nosed pipefish), 1925 nucleotides long. RefSeq lists its product as uncharacterized. Gene Ontology annotation, molecular function: tumor necrosis factor receptor superfamily binding. Gene Ontology annotation, cellular component: plasma membrane. Gene Ontology annotation, biological process: positive regulation of activated T cell proliferation; positive regulation of cytotoxic T cell differentiation. Lineage: Eukaryota; Metazoa; Chordata; Actinopteri; Syngnathiformes; Syngnathidae. The transcript is spliced from 3 exons. The coding region runs from base 278 to 931 and encodes 217 amino acids. The record is from RefSeq and is a predicted model, not a curated record.
GUUGCGAAAUAGGGAGUCUCGGAAAGUUUUCACGCCCCCGGAAAAUCGGACAUAACUUUCACGCCCCCGGAAAGUCGGACAUCGCGGAGGAGUGGCGGCAGCGUGAGAAAUAAGGCGAGGAUGGACACCCACGACUUCCGUGGUUUUUCCUUUCUCUCACCUUUUUUCUGCUAUAAAAGGGCCGGAUCGAAGACACUCGGCUCAAUCCCGUGCACCGAGUGUAGUACAGAGCAAGCCGCCAUCCUGUGGAAGUUACCCGCUGCAAUUAGACGUCAUUAUGUGCGCAUUGUUAGGACAGACACUCAAAGACACGGACAUUGAGUGUCAAGAGAACAGAAGACGUGAUCGGGGUCGUUGUCUGGACGUGUGCAUGGUCGGGUCCAUCCUCGUCCUAUAUGCAGCGCUCGCUGCCAUGGCUGUGGUGUGUCUCCCUGUCCUGAUGACGCACGGGGACUCAAAGCUGCAGCCGUAUCGCUCUGCAAACGAAGAACAAACACAGAGCCCGCCAUACAAGAUGCAGAACUUUGCUUUCUUGGAGGCAAUCUCAAGCAAGUUGGUGAACUCAACAGUUCAAUGGGAUUCAGUCCACUAUGGCACCGGGAAGUCCGUUGGUACCACCUUCCAUUUUGACUCAAAGCAACACUCACUGAGACCACGAAAGGCGGGGAUGUACUUCAUCUACCUGAAUCUCAACCUGACCUGCACAUACAAUUGCAAUGCUGGCCUUCUCAGCGUAAAUGUGGGGGACACGCUGAGCUGCCAAGUGAAGCUUCUAGCAGACACCCCACGACAAAGCAAGAAGUGUUGGACUGUGAGUUGGCUGAACGGCGACACGUCGUUGCUCACCCAAAUGAGUGUACCAGAAGAAGGAUUGCAGGACUGGAAGCUGGAGCUCAAUGGGUCUAAUUUGGGUAUUUUCCUCGUGGACUAAUAUCUGACAUCAACUAUCCCAACUAAAAAACUCAACCAUGUGAAAGACUUUGCGGAGCUCACGUGGGGGAAAAAAAAAAAAAAAAGAGACAAGUUGCAAUCUUUCUAAUACUAUACAUAUUUAUUUGACAAGAUGGUACUAUUUAUGUUGCAGGUUGCUAUAUGUCCGAUAUGAUGUUGUAUAUUGAGAACACUACAUUAGUGUUAAUGUGCAAUUCACUUUGAUUUUGAGUUGCUGGUUCUCUUUAUUUUAUAAAAUGGCUUCAAGGUUCUCAUCUGGAUUCACUUCAUACCACCUUAGAUAAACAGCAGUGAGGUCACAGUCACGCUAACUGCAACGCUUACUGUAUGUAAAUCAUUCCUUUGGUAUUAACACAAUAGAAGUUAUGAUUUGCUAUGCAAACGAAGAUUACAGAGUAAAUGAAAUAUGUACUGAAGAGUUCCAUUUUGCUAAAUAAACAUAAGCUAGCAGGUAUAUACAGGCCUGUGUACAAUCAUUCACUGCACCGCUUAUCCUGUUCAGAGUUAAAGAGUGCCGGAUUCAAGCCCAGCUUUCUUGGGGCAAAAGGUCCACCAAAUUGGUUGCCACUUACACUUUAACAACCAUUCAGAUUUACGUGUACACUGACUGAGUGGGAGCGGAAUCCACAAUGCGUACACCGGUGACAAGUGAAUACCGUCAGUGACUCCUGUCAAAAAAUGUCAUGCACUUUGCUCGUUCACAUACAAAUCUGAAGAACCUAACAGAAGUAAGGGAAACAUAUGGGUGGGAACAUUGCAUGUACCAUUCAGAGUGUAAAUACACAGAUGUAGCUCUAAAUUUGGGCAUCUUUAAAAAAAAAGUGUAACCAAAUGUACUUUAUUGUUUGAUGUUCAAAAUGUGGACUUGACAAAUGUGAUGAAACAAUGUAGCAAAGUCCAAUGGACAAACUGCACUGUGCUGAUUGUAUCCAUAUUAACAUGGAAAUAAUGAUAAUAAACAUAUAUGAGCUGUA